Columba livia (rock pigeon) is the source of this 7916-nucleotide messenger RNA. RefSeq names its product potassium sodium-activated channel subfamily T member 2 (gene KCNT2). The transcript is spliced from 30 exons. Gene Ontology annotation, biological process: potassium ion transmembrane transport. Bases 345 to 3869 code for a protein of 1174 amino acids. NCBI's taxonomy places the organism in Eukaryota, Metazoa, Chordata, Aves, Columbiformes, Columbidae. The record is from RefSeq and is a predicted model, not a curated record. Gene Ontology annotation, molecular function: intracellular sodium-activated potassium channel activity; outward rectifier potassium channel activity. Gene Ontology annotation, cellular component: plasma membrane.
GCUCUUUGUUGUCAGCCGUGGCGGGCGGCGCGCGCGCGCUCGUGCCGGGUGAGUGGGCGGGCGGGCGCGCGCCUCCGAGGCCGCCGCCCCCGGCACUUGGCUCCCCCGGGACGGGAACUCUCAACUGCGGUCCGUCAACAGCCGCCGGGAGACGGCUCCGCCGCGCGCUCCGAACGCCUUGGUGCGCGCAGCCCCCGCGCGCGGCUGGGGGCGACUGCUCCGUGCCGCUGCCGUCCCUCCUCCUGCCGCGCUGGGCUUUUCCCCCCGCCCGGUUCGGUGGGUGGGGGGUGACCGCCCCUCCGCAGGGGAGCGGCGGCGGCGGGUGCUCUCCUCCUCCGGGCAGGAUGGUGGACCUGGACAGCGAGGUGCCCCCGCUGCCCCCGCGAUACCGGUUUCGGGACUUGCUGCUGGGCGACCAAGGCUGGCAGAGCGACGACAGGGUGCAAGUUGAAUUCUAUAUGAAUGAAAAUACAUUUAAAGAGAGACUAAAGCUCUUCUUCAUCAAAAACCAAAGAUCAAGUCUGAGAAUAAGAUUAUUCAAUUUUUCUCUCAAGCUACUAAGCUGUUUCUUAUACAUAAUUCGUGUGCUCCUGGAUGAUCCGAAGCAAGGACUUGGAUGUAAGGAAUUAAACUGGAGUUGUUCCAAUCAAAACUACACACCUGGAACAAUUGAUUGGUCUCCUAUUAUUUGGGUGAAUAGAAGCUUGCCUUUAUGGGGAUUACAGGUUUCUGUGGCUGUAAUAAGUCUCUUUGAAACUCUGCUGCUGAGUUAUCUAAGCUACAAGGGAAAUAUCUGGGAGCAAAUUCUGAGAAUACCCUUUCUCCUGGAAAUAAUUAAUGCUGUCCCUUUCAUCAUCACGAUUUUCUGGCCAGGCUUAAGAAACCUGUUUAUUCCUGUGUUUUUAAAUUGUUGGCUGGCAAAACAUGCUUUAGAGAAUAUGAUUAAUGAUCUUCAUAGAGCCAUUCAACGCACACAGUCUGCAAUGUUUAACCAAGUCCUCAUUUUAAUAUCUACCUUACUAUGUCUUAUCUUCACUUGUAUUUGUGGAAUUCAGCAUCUGGAACGAGCAGGAAACAGGCUGACUCUCUUUGACUCCCUUUAUUUCUGCAUAGUGACAUUUUCCACUGUGGGCUUUGGGGAUGUUACACCCAGGAUAUGGCCUUCAAAGCUGCUUGUUGUCAUUAUGAUCUGUGUUGCUCUUGUGGUGUUGCCCAUACAGUUUGAACAGCUGGCGUAUUUGUGGAUGGAGAGACAAAAGUCCGGUGGUAACUACAGUCGACACAGAGCUCAGACAGAAAAACAUGUUGUGCUGUGUGUAAGCUCUCUGAAGAUUGACUUACUUAUGGAUUUCUUAAAUGAAUUCUAUGCUCAUCCCAGAUUGCAGGACUAUUAUGUCGUUAUUUUGUGUCCUACUGAGAUGGAUGCUCAGGUCCGAAGGGUGUUACAAAUCCCAAUGUGGUCCCAAAGAGUUAUCUAUCUGCAAGGCUCAGCACUAAAAGAUCAAGACCUGUUGAGAGCUAAGAUGGAUGAUGCUGAAGCUUGUUUCAUUCUGAGUAGCCGCUGUGAGGUGGACCGGACAGCAGCUGAUCAUCAAACCAUUCUGAGAGCAUGGGCAGUUAAAGACUUUGCUCCAAAUUGUCCUUUGUAUGUCCAAAUACUGAAACCUGAGAAUAAAUUCCACAUCAAGUUUGCAGAUCACGUUGUGUGUGAAGAGGAAUUCAAAUAUGCGAUGCUAGCUCUAAAUUGUAUAUGCCCAGCUACCUCUACAUUAAUCACACUGCUGGUUCAUACAUCUAGGGGACAAGCAGCCCCAUGGGAAGCUUUUAGACAACUAACUGGAACCAAGCAGACUUUAAACAGAGAGAGUCAGCAAUCACCAGAACAGUGGCAGAAAAUGUAUGGCAGAUGCUCUGGUAAUGAAGUGUAUCAUAUUAACCUGGAAGAAAGUACUUUUUUUGCUGAGUAUGAAGGGAAAAGCUUCACAUAUGCUUCUUUCCAUGCACACAAAAAGUUUGGAGUCUGUCUGAUUGGUGUUAGAAAGGAAGAUAACAAAAACAUUUUGCUGAAUCCAGGUCCUCGAUAUAUCAUGAGUUCUACAGAUAUAUGCUUUUAUAUAAAUAUCACCAAAGAAGAGAAUUCUGCUUUUAAGAAGCAAGAAAAUAACAGAAAAAACCAUGAAUCAAAAUUAAGUUAUCAUGGAGCUUCUAGAUUACCCGUACACAGUAUAAUAGCCAGCAUGGGAACAGUGGCUAUCGAUUUGCAAGACACCGGCUGCCGGACAUCCAGUGGACCUACGCUGGCUCUUCCUUCUGAGGGAAGUAAAGAGGGCAGACGGCCCAGUAUAGCGCCUGUUUUGGAGGUGGCAGAUGCGUCCUCCCUUCAGACAUGUGACCUGCUGAGUGACCAGUCAGAAGAUGAAACUACUCCAUCAGAUGAUGAAGCCUCUGCAGGCUUUGAGUAUGCCAAAGGCUAUCCUCCUUACUCUCCAUAUAUUGGAAGCUCUCCCACAUUUUGUCAUCUUCUGCAUGAAAAAGUACCCUUCUGUUGUCUAAGGCUAGAUAAGGGAUGCCAACAUAACUACUAUGAAGACGCCAAAGCCUAUGGAUUCAAAAAUAAAUUGAUUAUAGUUGCAGCAGAAACUGCUGGAAAUGGCUUAUAUAAUUUUAUUGUUCCACUCAGAGCCUAUUAUCGACCAAAGAAAGAAUUAAAUCCCAUUGUAUUACUCCUGGAUAACCCGCCAGAUAUGCAUUUUCUGGAUGCAAUCUGUUGGUUUCCAAUGGUUUACUACAUGGUGGGCUCUAUCGACAACCUAGAUGACUUAUUAAGAUGUGGGGUCACCUUUGCAGCUAAUAUGGUGGUGGUGGACAAAGAAAGUACAAUGAGUGCUGAGGAAGACUACAUGGCGGAUGCAAAGACUAUUGUAAAUGUUCAAACACUCUUUAGGUUGUUCUCAAGCCUAAGCAUUAUCACAGAACUAACUCACCCAGCCAAUAUGAGAUUCAUGCAGUUCAGAGCCAAAGACUGCUAUUCCCUUGCUCUAUCCAAAUUGGAAAAGAAAGAGCGGGAGAAGGGAUCUAAUCUGGCAUUUAUGUUUCGACUGCCAUUUGCUGCCGGCAGGGUUUUCAGCAUCAGUAUGUUGGAUACACUGCUUUAUCAGUCAUUUGUGAAAGAUUAUAUGAUUUCUAUCACAAGACUUCUGCUGGGACUUGAUACCACACCAGGAUCUGGGUUUCUUUGUUCUAUGAAAAUCACAGAAGAGGAUCUAUGGAUUAGGACAUAUGCCAGACUAUAUCAGAAACUUUGUUCCUCUACAGGAGACAUUCCAAUUGGAGUCUAUAGGACAGAAUCUCAAAAGCUUACCACAUCUGAGUCUCAAAUCUCCAUCAGUGUGGAAGAAUGGGAAGACACUAGAGACACCAAAGAACAGAUUAGUUAUCGUAGUAAUCAUCGUAACUCAACAUCUAGUGAUCAGUCUGACCAUCCCUUGUUGCGACGAAAAAGCAUGCAGUGGGCCCGACGGCUGAGCAGAAGAGCACCGAGACACUCGGGUAAAACAGCAGAAAAAAUAAACCAGCAACGAAUGAACCUUUACAGGAGGUCAGAAAGACAGGAGCUUGCUGAGCUUGUGAAAAACAGGAUGAAGCAUCUGGGCCUUUCUCCAGCAGGUUACGAUGAAAUGAAUGAUCAUCAGAACACCCUUUCCUACAUCCUGAUCAAUCCUUCUCCAGAUACAAGAUUAGAGCUGAAUGAUAUAGUAUACUUGAUCCGACCUGAUCCGUUGGCUUAUGUUCCAAAUACUGCACCCAGCCGAAAAGACAGCUUCUGCAAUACAGUGGGGCAAGACACCAGGGAGGAAACACAGCUUUGAUACGUAACUCAUCACAAAAUUAAGAGACAAUUUUAUACAUAUGUUGUUUCCACUAACAAUUUUGAAAACUGAGUGGUACAUUUUAUUCAGAUUUUGGAAACAAAAUGACAGUUGGUAAGUGACCAAAUUGAGAAAUGCGUUGUCUAGAAACUCUGACUUAAGGAUUAUCAGGCUUGUGGCCUGAUCAGUAUGGUAGUUGAACUUUGUUAGCUUAACAGAAUUAUGACACCUAUUACUAUUUAAAUAAUAUGAACAAAUGGUUUAAAAAGUGACAGAUUCCAUCAUGCAUUUUGCUUAGAUGCUUCCAAGCAUAUUAAUCAAGGUGAGAGCAUGUCAGUGACUAAGCUUCUGGUCUACAUCUGUAAAGAUUAUCUAAUGCCCAUAGAGAGACCAUGCAUAAUUUGUAGUAGAAAAUAAGUUAACGCCUAAAGCUGCCAACAAGGCUUUGCGUGUCAAGAAUCCAGCCUUUGAAAUAAUUUUCUGUCUCAGCUUGUCACCCAUUUGUAUUAGAACAGGCUAGUUCCAGUCCCAUUUUAGCCUCCAGGACUUGAGUGUUAGGUCUCUGGGUUUAUGCAGACCAGGUUAAAUGACACAGCCUAGUAACACCUUAGAGGUUGAGAUCUGAGACACAUCCACGGCAAGAGUAGCUAAGAGGAGCCUACCUGGAGGAAAGUCCCUGUCAUCUCACACAGGCAACCCCCCACAUUUGCAAAAACUGCAAAGGUACUAUCUGUGCAAAGCUGCAAAUGAUGGCAGCUCAGGUGAAAUAUAACCCUUUUAAACUUAGUUUUUCAACAGAGGCCUAAAUAGAUUAUGAUACAAAGUAAGAGCAUCCUUCAAGGGAACAAUUAAAACCAUAAGUCCUUCUCAUUUUUCUGAAUAUGCCAGAACUGCAACUGUCCAAAGUAUGUACAUGCUCGGUCAUUCAGGUUACUCAAAUAUGAUACGUUUUCAUAUGGAAGUAUGCAUCACAUUAAAUAUUAUAUAAAUUUAUAACCCGUUCAAUAAAAUUAAUGUAAUACCAUGUCAUGUGAAAAGGCACCAUGGAUAUCAAGACUUCAUUUUGGCUUUAAGUACUCAAGAAAGAAGCUGGUAGUGUAUGAAACAUCUGAAACUGCUACAGAAUCUCCGGUCUGCACAGAUGAGAGUGCCGCAAUUGGUCAAGCUUUCUACAGAAUUAAGCACGCUCAUACAUGAUCUUCCAAGAUCACAUUCUUGCUUUGCCAUCUGUCACACAGCAGGAAGAACAUGCUUAAGGUAAACCACUCCUGUUACAAUUAUCCAUAUACAAGGAACUGGGCAAGCAAAUUCUUUGAAUUCGCUGAUGUCCUACAUGUACAAAAAAGCAGUCAAAAUUGUUCGUAUUCUCUUCUAUAUUAUUUGGUAGAAAAACUACAAUUUACUUCUGAAAAAUAACAUACCAAGUUGCCCAGCAAACAACUCAUGGAUGUGAGUACACUUACCAGUGUUGUAAAGGAUGUUGAAAUCAAGUCACAUGGAACGACAGUAAAUCUGCUUUUAUUCUCUCCCUUACUCUUAAUUCUUCCAAAACUUAACUAAUGUGUUUCAUAGUAAGUCAGAAAUCCUACAGCCACAAUUAUAAAAGAACACAGAGGUUUCAGAGUGAACUGAAGCCGUCAGAAGACAAAGAGUGCCAGAUUUUAAGGGAAAAAGGUAAAUAAAAGCAGAGUUUCUCAGCAUUUUUUUUAUAUUGACACACUGAAGUUCGAAAGGUUUCAGUGAUUCUGCAUAGAGUCCAUAACUGUUCAGUGUUUUUCCACAUACAAUAGUCAUUUAUCAGAUUAUUUACAGGUAAAGACAAAGUAUGUCAAAUGUUUCCCUGUGGGGAAAAAAAUAAAUCUGACCAGCUGCACGGACUAAAGCCUACAGUUUUUUAAAAAAAUGGUAUAUGGUACACGGUCUUGUCCAAGAUCUGUUGUCCCCGAAGAGACUGCAUGUGCAGUGUGAAUAACUUCCUACCUUUAAUGCCUUCAGUAAGAAGACUGUAUUUCAGUUGAAUGUUUAAAAGAAAAAAAAAAAAGCAAGUUUCUUAAAAAUAUUGACUCCAAAAUAUUAGAAGGGUCCUUUGUUUUGUACUGAAGGCGUUCCUAAUGGAGUUUCAAGUAGGCACAGGAUUCCAGAAACAUGACUACCCUUCAGCUGGCAAGCUAGAUACUCUGCUUUCUGUGUGAUUUACACAUUGGGUACAGGCAUUUCCUGUACACGGCUUGUUGUACCCACCACGGAUUUAAGGACUCUCUGCCCCGGGGAUCUACAGCUAGAACCUGUUGCCUCGCAUUUGGCAGCCUAUAAAGCAGAAGAAACAAGCAGUCAGGUGUAUCAAUUUUCCCACCCAACUGAGAGGAACUGCUUCUCAGCUAGAGUUGAAUAGUAGCAUUUAACAUGACCUGAUAUUUCUCCAAGGCUUCAUGAAUCUCUAAUUGCUUAUUAUCCCCAGAAGAUUUGCUAAAGCAAACACAAAGAGAGCUGAAGACACUUGCAGUCUCUAAAAUGAAUGAAUGGCAAUCUUUCUGAACAAAAGACUUGGUUCUCUUCCAAAUCUGCUGGAGAUCAGUAAAGUAAUAAAAACUAACAACAGUUUCUUAUGAAACAGAAGUUCUAAUAACCCCUGAAUAAUACAGCGCAAAGUACUGUUGUUCGAAUAUACUGUUAUUCAUGUUGAAAGCAGAACACCUUUGCUUCUUCUGGCCUAUCUUCACAGACAGAUGCCAUUCUAGAGGGAUUUAGGCUUUUCAGAAACCAUCCUAAGCACCUCUACAUUAACACAGAAUGAGACUGUACGCACAUACCUUCCACAGCCAGGGAGGCAAUUCCCUAAUGGUAAUCCUGCAGGCAAUCUUAUCUUCACAUGCUUUCUUCUCACCAUGAUUAGCAGAAACAUAAUACAAGUCUAGCUGGACUGGAGACCAGACUGAGGAAUAGUAAUCUCUGUGCUUGGUGCUGGAGAAGGGAUGAUGAAUCUCUAGAAUCAGCAGUUCCAAAUGACUGUUGAACAGAAAAGUUUUGUCUGGUCAUAAUUCACUCAGUAGAUAAAGAAUUUAGAUCACCGACAUAAGCAACAGAUGUAAUCCUCAACCAGUUGUCAAAAGUCAGAUAACCCAUAUUUGUUUCUCUCAAUUAAAAAAAAAAAAAAGUAUUAUUUCAAUUUUUCAGUUUAUGCUUAACUGUAUGUAUUUUUUUUCUUGCUGACUCAGUUCUGCCAAUAACUCAAAGAUAUCCAUGUUCCCCAGCACUACCUUAACACACACCAAGCAGUUCAGUACCCAAUGUCACAAUCCCGGUGGAGAAAGUGAUAGCCAAUAAUAAUUGAUCCAUUCUCACAAGAGGAUUCUCCAACAAAGCGAGACCUACCUAUGAAAAGGUGUUACCUGGUCUACAAUAAAAAGUCAUAACGCGUUUUUCAGUGAAAUGUGGUGUGUUUCCUUAACUAUUUCACUCCAGUUCCAGAACAUGCAUAAAGUCACACACAAAGGAAAAAGCAUACAGUUUUGAGUUUUUAAAAUGUCCAGCAGAAUGAGUUAGUGAAGUUUUCAUGACAUUUUGACUUGGAAAUUCAAAGAACAAUUGUUUCCCAGCAUAUAUAUUUCCCCUCCCACAAACAACUUCCUACUACACCUACUCUUUAACAGCUUUAAAGUACAAAAAUAUAUAUUACUGAAUAUUUCUUAUACAUCUUUGUUUAACACUGCACCAAUGGAACACUAAAGAAUAGAUUGCAGGCUUCAGCAGUGGAGGAAAAUGGAAAUGACAUCAAGUGCACCAGAAGUAACACACAGUUCUGCAUUUUCUAGGAAGCUAGGGCUGACAGUAACCAUUCUGUAAUUUUGGAGCACUGAUGCAUGAGGUUUUGCUGCAUUGAAUUCCAUUUGAUAUCUGAGGGAAAUCAAUCACUACUAUCUGGAAAUGAAUUAAUAAAAAAACAAGCAGCACUGUGUUGUGACAUCAAGUUGUACAAGGUUGUAAAAAAUACUUUUUCAGGCACUGAUAUAAAUGCAGAAUUUAUAAAAUAAAACAAUCCGUGUAAAA